UCUAACGGUCAGGGCUCUGAGGCUGCUGCAGCCUAUCCUGUCAACACUGGACCAGGCGAGGGCAACAGCGCCAGCAAGAGGUCUAGAGCCUUGCUGCAGAUUGACCGACAGCGCAUCCAAGCAGCAUCUGCCAGUUCUGGAGCUGAUGAGCUCCAGGGCCUUGGUGUGGCUGUGUAUGACCAGGAUGUCCUUGAGCAAGGUGUCUUGCAGCAAGUGGACCAGGCAAUCCAGGAGGCCAGUCUUGCAGCUUCUAGAGCUGAAGCUGAGAAGGAGUACCACUCGGUGCUCGAUGAUGUCAGGUCUGUCACAGCAUCUCUGAAACAUAUCAACAAGAUUAUUGAGCAGCUGUCUCCCUAUGCUGCCUCCAGCAAAGAUAUCAGUAGGAAGAUUGAAUCUGUCAAACGUCAAAAGGAAAAUAAGGAGAAGCAGCUGAAGAAAGUCAGAGCCAAACAGAAGCGACUUCAGGCCAUUCUGGGAGGAGAGGACAUUCAAAGGGUGGAAACUGAGCUUUUGGCACAGGAUGAUGGAGAGGAAGCUGAAGCUGGGCCAUCCACACUGGGCAGCAUGCUCAUGCCGGCUCAGGAGACUGAAUGGGAGGAGCUUAUUCGGAAAGGUCACAUGACUCCUUUUGGAACCCGGAUCCCUCAAGUAAAGAAGGUACCUCGAAAAGUGAUGCUUGCUGAGAACUCGGCCUUCGAUCAGUACUUGGCUGACCAGGCCAAGCUGGCUACUGAGAGGAAGAGAGUCCCUUUCCUAAAAAAGAAGAGGAGCUCUGGACUCAGACCUGAUGAGAAGAUCAGGGGAAAAGCCAGCAAAAUGGUUUCCUCUUCCAAAGAUAAAAAACUAAGGAAGCGCAUGCGAAAGCUCCAGUUAGCUGCUCUGAAGGCCCAUCCUAAGGCCCGGCCUAAGGCUGAGCCACAGCUCCCUAAAUCAAGGAAGAGGCAUCACACUGAGGGAGAGGAGACAGACAGUGAGGGGACAGAGUACCUGCCUAGUGAUGAAGGCAUAGAUCCUGACCAAGAGGAAAGGGAAGCCAUGGAGGAGGGCUUUGGGGAGGAUGAUGAUGAAGAGUAUGAGCUGAAGCCAUACAAGAGAAGAACUGAGGGGAGAGGGAGGAGGAAAGUCAAGAAAACUGAGGAUAGUGAAGAAGAAUACUUCCCUGAGAGUUCAGAUGAAGAGGAGGAUGGGAAGGGUAAAGAGAAAAAAUGCAAAGAUGAUGGAGAUGUGGAGUACUACAGACAGCGAAUAAGGAGAUGGAAGCGACAGCGUCUUCAAGAAAGGGAGGCGAAGAGACAAAGAGGCGAGGAGCUUACAGAUGACAGUGAUGCCGAGUUUGAUGAAGGCUUCAAAGUGCCUGGCUUCCUCUGGAAAAAACUUUACAAGUACCAGCAGACAGGUGUGCGGUGGAUGUGGGAACUCCAUUGUCAGCAAGCAGGCGGCAUCUUGGGAGACGAGAUGGGUUUGGGUAAAACCAUCCAGGUCAUCAGCUUUCUGGCUGGACUGAGCUACAGCAAACUGAGGACCAGAGGAUCCAACUAUAGGUAUGUCGGUCUGGGCCCUACAGUCAUCGUGUGCCCGACUACAGUCAUGCAUCAAUGGGUGAAGGAGUUUCACACCUGGUGGCCUCCUUUUAGAGUGGCUGUUCUACAUGAAACUGGCUCCUUCACCAGCAACAAGGAAAAGCUCAUUCCAGAGAUAACAUCAUGUCAUGGUAUUCUGAUAACCUCAUAUUCAGCUGUGAGGAAUAUGCAAGACACCUUGCAGCGAUAUGACUGGCACUAUAUUAUACUGGAUGAGGGGCAUAAGAUCAGAAAUCCAAAUGCUGGAGUUACCAUUGCCUGCAAACAGUUUCGUACUCCCCACAGGUUCAUUCUGUCGGGCUCUCCAAUGCAGAACAAUCUGAAGGAGCUGUGGUCUCUGUUUGACUUCGUCUUCCCCGGCAAACUGGGGACACUGCCUGUCUUCAUGGAGCAGUUUUCUGUGCCGAUCACCAUGGGGGGAUACAGCAAUGCCUCGCCUGUACAGGUCCAGACGGCAUUUAAGUGCGCAUGCGUGCUGAGGGACACCAUCAAUCCUUAUCUGCUCAGAAGAAUGAAGGCAGACGUCAAGGCCAACCUCUCCUUACCUGACAAAAAUGAACAGGUUCUGUUUUGCAGAUUAACAGAUGAACAGCGCCAGGUGUAUCAGAGCUUCUUAGACUCCAAAGAAGUCUACCAGAUACUAAAUGGGGACAUGCAGGUAUUUUCAGGUUUGAUAACGCUACGCAAGAUCUGUAACCACCCAGACCUUUUCUCGGGCGGCCCCCGGAUGUUGAGGGGGGUCCCAGAGAACCAGCUAACUGAGGAGGAACACUUUGGCUUUUGGAAACGUUCAGGCAAGCUGAUAGUGGUGGAGUCACUGCUGCGGGUUUGGUUUAAACAGGGCCACAGAGUCCUGCUCUUCACUCAGUCUAGACAGAUGUUGGACAUCUUGGAAGUGUUCAUGAUGGAGAAUAGCUAUUCAUACCUUAAAAUGGAUGGCACUACCACGAUAGCUUCUCGACAGCCACUCAUUGCUCGCUACAACGAGGACAAAUCAAUUUUUAUCUUCUUGUUGACCACUAAAGUCGGAGGUCUGGGAGUCAAUCUGACUGGAGCCAACAGAGUCAUCAUCUAUGACCCAGACUGGAACCCCAGUACUGAUACACAGGCACGUGAACGCGCAUGGAGGAUUGGUCAGAAACAGCAAGUGACGAUUUACCGACUGCUGACUGCAGGGACCAUCGAGGAGAAAAUCUACCACAGGCAAAUCUUCAAACAGUUUCUGACCAAUCGUGUGCUGAAGGACCCCAAACAAAGACGGUUCUUCAAGUCUAACGACAUGUAUGAGCUCUUCACCCUGUCUGAUCCUGAUGGAGCUCAGGGAACAGAGACCAGUGCCAUAUUUGCAGGUACAGGCUCUGAUGUUAAGGCUCCCAAGAAAACUGAGAGGCCAGGGCCAUCACACAUGGUAAACCAUGGCAGCCGUACACAUAAACACUCCUCAGCAAACCAGAAUGAAACAGGUGCAAACUGUGGACACUCCCUGACAGACUUUCCUGCAAUAAAACAUGAGGACACCUCUCCAUGCAGUGCAGUCUCUCAAGUUAAACCAGAUGUCAUGACAAACAGUCAAAGCACCAACCAAAAUGGCAGGGAUGUCGAAUCAAACAUUUCAGCAAACGCACAGCCUGCACAACAGAAUAACAGAGACUGGGAUGCAGCCAUGCCAGCAGUCAAAACCUCACACUCAGCCAGCUCUCACCAGCACAGGGAUAAAGCCUCGGCCCUCAGUAGCCCACAGAAACACAGGGAGAAGAGGAAGCACUGUGACUCAGCUGACUCAGACAAACGCAAACAUAAGAAACACAGACACUCCCGGAAUGCCCGGUUUGAAGGCCAUCGCAUCUCUCACUUGGUGAAGAAAAGGACCUAUAAGAAGGCAGAAAGUGAAGAUGAUGAGACCAAGAACCAGAAGAAAUUAGAUGAUUAUGUCUUGGCAAAGCUCUUCAAGAAAUCCGGUAUCCACAGUGUGAUGCAGCAUGACAGCAUCAUGGAUUCCUCCAGCUCUGACUAUGUUCUCGUCGAGGCAGAAGCCAACCGAGUGGCCAAAGAUGCCCUGAAAGCCCUUAAGGUUUCUCGCCAAAAAUGCAGGCUGUCCUUCAACAGACCCCCUCCUCCACCUGCUAAGAAACGGUUUGGACAAAAGAAGAAUUCUCUCCUGGUUGCACCUUCUGUUCAAGCUGUCCCUGCCUCGAUCAAAUGCAAAGAUGCUGCUAUUGUAAAGAAGUCCGUGUCAAAGAAACCUGGCACAGCAGCUCAUUUCAGUGGGGAGGGGGCAGAAAGUGACGCAAACCCCGCCCCACUCUCCUCAUUGUCUCUGCUGGCCAAGAUGAGAGCCCGUAAUCACCUCAGUGUGCCCUCCAGCCAAAGAGAAGAAGCAGAGGAAGAGGAGGAUGGCUCUGAAGCUCUAAGAAGGAACUCCCUCCCAGCACCGCCCACCGAGCAUGACGAGCUGUUGGUAGAUCUGCGCAACUUUGUAGCCUUCCAGGCAAAUGUGGACGGACAGGCCACUACCCAGGAAGUGUUGGAGUAUUUCAAACCGAGGCUGACCCACAAACAGGCACCCGUCUUCAGAGAACUGCUGAGGAGCAUCUGUGACUUCCACAGGACAUCUGGUCAGGAGGGAAUCUGGAGGCUGAAGGAGCACUUCCGCUGAGUGAAGCACAAAUGAAAGCGGAAGAGAGACUGAACUGUGAUGCAUAUCUGAGUUCUUGCCAAACAUAAGCCUGUAGAGUUCAAGCUUAAAAUAUCUGUUUGUCAACUUGUGUCAAACGGAGAAGUCAGUGGCAAAAAUAAAUGGCGCACACCAGAUGGAAAUGGAUUUCACAUUAUUGCAGUUUGUUAUGAAGGCCCCUAUUGUAGGCAAUGGACUGUGGGGUUAGUUAAACGUAUCAGCUAUUUAUCACUUAACUAAGUGUUUAAGGGGAGUUGGGAAAUUUAUUUCAGCUGCAAUAUCAGAAUGUUAGUUUGUGCUGGUUCAGGAAAUAUUGCAAUUGUUUUUGUUCACUGUUGUCUGUACAGGAUUAUACUUGAAUUCACUUGUUUACUUGAAAGAAUGUUACCUCCCAUUUUGUAAUGUUCUACUAUAAAAUUAUUUUGUAAAUAUGACCUGUUAUCAUAGUUAUUAGAAGAUUUGUAAUGACUGACUUGAAUUAAAAUAUGGUGCUGCUGAUAUUGUG
Messenger RNA from Monopterus albus (swamp eel), 4759 nucleotides. RefSeq names its product excision repair cross-complementation group 6 (gene ercc6). Gene Ontology annotation, biological process: transcription-coupled nucleotide-excision repair. Gene Ontology annotation, cellular component: nucleus. The record is from RefSeq and is a predicted model, not a curated record. The annotation marks the transcript as partial. The transcript has 21 exons. Gene Ontology annotation, molecular function: ATP-dependent activity, acting on DNA; ATP binding. Lineage: Eukaryota; Metazoa; Chordata; Actinopteri; Synbranchiformes; Synbranchidae.